Symbiodinium necroappetens is the source of this 613-nucleotide messenger RNA. NCBI's taxonomy places the organism in Eukaryota, Dinophyceae, Suessiales, Symbiodiniaceae. The record is from the annotation of a GenBank genome assembly.
GGGGGCGAAGGGAAUCGCGCGGGACAUGCCCCGUGCCAUGGCGUCGGCUCCAGCCUCGGGCCGGCAUUUCCGCUGUAUGUUUGCGCUGUGCCGGCGGGCGGCUGCAGGUUCUCCUGGGUUGCCGCUGGUCUCGCAGUUGCCUUUGCGGGCGAUUUUGAGGGACUGGACGUUUGACGGCUGGCAGCAUGAUGCAGCCGAGCUCACACUGAAGUUCCUACGAGGCAUUGGGUUGUUCGGUGGCCGUUGGGAGGCCCGAUACAUGGAUGCGGCAGGACUCCAGACUCCACACUGCGGUGCAAUGCCGCUGCUCAUCGAAGUGACGCAACAGGCGUUCAUGCACGGGCUCACGGAUGCCCCGGAGAUGCUCGUCCUGAUUCGCCGGCUCCCGGAAGUGGUGCGCCUUCCGCUGCGUGACGGUGGGCACAAUGGCCUUUUUGCCGAUGGGGAAAUGGCGGUGGAAGGAGCGGAGAAGUGGCAGCUCUACAAGAGAGUGGAUGGGCGCGGCAAGGGCAAUACUGGGGGUGGUGACCAGUUGGAUGGCCGUGGUGGCCACAGCUACGAGCGCACGGCUCCUCCUCGGAGUUGCGUGGGCUUCGCCAUGCCGGUGGCUUAA